Molecule: messenger RNA, 972 nt
Organism: Gamsiella multidivaricata
Lineage: Eukaryota; Fungi; Mortierellomycota; Mortierellomycetes; Mortierellales; Mortierellaceae
Exons: 2
Coding region: 1-972 (323 amino acids)
Biological process (GO): carbohydrate metabolic process
Molecular function (GO): hydrolase activity, acting on carbon-nitrogen (but not peptide) bonds
Source: RefSeq, a predicted model, not a curated record
AUGCUCGUCAUCGCUGGCGAAGGAGUUUCGUGGGCCGACUUCUUGACAUCCUGCCAGACACCUGGCCAGAUUGCCUUGACCUAUAGCGAAGGACCUUCCGAGGCAACGAUGGAGAUGCUUCAGACACUCAAAGAAGCUCAGGCUAGGGUUACUUUCUUUGCGAACGCGACAUGGUUACAGUACAUGCAAUACGCUGGUGUAGCCCGACAUGCAUACAUGGACGGCCAUUUGAUUGGUAUGACCUACCGUCUGCCCUCAGAUUCUUCGGCGGGCCUGACGGACGACGAUCUCAAGAACGACAUUGCGCAGAACUCGCGCACGAUUCAGGACUUGAUUGGUGUGUAUCCCAAGUACAUGAAGAUCCACGAGUCCAAUCUCAAGGACCCUCGGUUGUUGAACCUGGCCAAGUCCAUGGGCUACGUCCUUGUUGGUUUCAACAUGGACGAGUACGAUUACAAGUACAACACUGCCGCAAACGCCGGUCAGAUCGCAGAUGUCUACACCGCCAUGUUCACAAAGCAGAUGGACGCCUACGGUCGCAAGGCCUCGUACGUUGUCGCUGGUUACGACGUUCCCUCGACGGGCGCUGCCGCAGCGCUACCCAAGGUCAUCAACACGAUCAAUGCCAACGGCUACGACAUGGUGCGCUUGGACGGAUGCACAAAUGAUAAGACUCCAUACAAGAAGAGUCCUAUCCAAGACGACGGUUAUAUGGGCGAUGCAAAGUCCUUUGGUGCAGCAGAGUAUAAGCACGGACAGAGCAAUGUCAAGGCCAUCCCCCUCAACCCAUCCAAUGGCGGUAGCAAGGGCGGCAGCCCCCCUCCUUCAAGCGGCAGCACCGACAGUGCUGGAAGUGAUGCUGCCAAGAACGCAAACGGUGGUGAGAUGAAGAAGUCGGGAGCAUCGAGAUUGACAGUUAUUACAUCCACUUUGGCUGUCGUCCCAGCAGUCGUCUACGCUUUCUUCCUUUAA